Molecule: messenger RNA, 5607 nt
Organism: Zootermopsis nevadensis
Lineage: Eukaryota; Metazoa; Arthropoda; Insecta; Blattodea; Termopsidae
Source: RefSeq, a predicted model, not a curated record
AACAUUCGUGUCUCCCGGACCUGCGGUUUUACAAGGAAUCACAUGCGCUUUAAGUGACUGAAAUUUUAUGUGACUGUAUUAGGCAUUGAGUCGGCCCAAAAGUAGUUUAAUCGUCUUACCGACAGGGCUAUUGUCACGUCGAAAUUGUGUUUGGUUGUGAAUAACUCACAGGGCGCAGCACAAUAUGAACUGCGCUAUGUUGUCCACCAUCAGCAUAGCAAAUACACCACGUGUGAUUCAACACUGGUCCUGAGCAUGGCAAGUUGAACUCGUGUUUUCUUUGUGCGUGUUAAAUGGAAGGAUGUGGAUGAAAGUUAUUAGGAAGGUGUGCUUAUGAUCAAUGAGUUUAAGGACAAAUUUCCAGCCUAACUUACAGCAUUCACCAUUACAUUAUGGAUUAACAUUAGGCCCAGAAGUGAGUGACUGUGGCAGCAGCAGAAAUCCACCUUAAAAUAGCCUAACGUUAAAACAGUAUACUUACAUUGCUAUACUAAUUUGGUUCGUGGAUACUGUUUGCUGGUUGGGAUGUAAGUUCUGCUGCGCCUGCUCUAGAAGAAUUUAACUCAGGUUGCGGUGAUGCACUCGAUAAUUUUCUACAAUGAUACAUGUGUUUUAAAUAUUUUACCCCUAUUUCUGCUUCUUCAUUACGUAGUUCGUCAUUAUUGUAACUGAUUCCACGAAGAAAUUAUGGUGAUACUGAAGUGCUGAAGUUGGUGAUAACAAGUAUACAACUCCCAUAAAUUAUGCUUUCUGUUCGUGGAGAACGUAAUCAAAAGUCUGCGUAAAUUCUGCAAAACAGUUGGUGUAUAUUAGACUACCCACAUGUGUGUGAAUACUUAAUAAACAGACAAUCUGUUUCCUUUUUAAAGAACAUUCUUAAAUAUAAAAAUGGGAAUGGCAUCAAAUAAUAAUAAUUUUCCAAGGGGUGGAAGGAAGCCUGCAAUUUCUGUGCCCAGGAAAGGACGUUUUGGAUUGUUUGGUAAACCAUCACAGAAUGGCUCUCACUUCAAGAAAACUGUGAAGAAGAGGGUCAAGAAGCAUGGAUUGAGUUCCCAAUUAAAAGUAACUCAUGCAGAACCAUUGACACGUAAGACCCUUUCAGAGGGCAUGCUGUUACUUGGCUGUGUUUGUGAGAUACAAGAGUACAAUAUUGUGGUGUCUCUGCCAGGCAGACUGGUAGGACAUGUUCCUGUUACCAAUAUAUCAGCACCUUACACGAAGUAUCUACAGGAUUUGGUGGAUGGAGUUGCUGUAGUGGAGAAAGUACCUCAACUGAAUGAAAUCUUUCAUGUAGGACAAGCUGUAGUGACUCGAGUGAUUGAAGUCAACCGACCAUCUGAGCAUGGUGCUAAGGUGACAUUGAGUUUGGUACCUGAUGUGGUGCAUUCUGAUUGGUCACUGCGAGCAGUGACAUCUGGCUCUGUUGUGAUAGCUGCUGUGAAGAGUCAAGAGGAAAAUGGCUAUGUCAUGGAUAUGGGCAUUAAAAAUGUUCGAGCUUUUCUCAAGAGAUCUGCUGCACUCAAGUACGAGAUCAUCUGGAACCAAGAGAGACCACUAGGAAUGGGCCAUCUGGUGAGGUGCUUGGUGACCAAGUCAAAUGUUACAUCUGUCACUGCAACAGUUGAACUAUCAGCUGACCCAGACCUAGUUACAAUGGCUGUAGCAGAUUUGGAAGAGAUGACUGUUGAUAUGUUACUUCCUGGAACCUUGUUGAAUGCAUCAGUCUCGAAGGUACUUAAGAAUGGACUCGAAGUAAAAUUUGGCCAACACUUUGUGGGAUAUGUCCAUAAGGACCAUCUCUCAGCACUGUGGGAUACGCCCCAAGAUUAUUCUACAGGAGAUGACAUUCUUGCCAGAGUUUUGUAUGUUCUGCCUACAGUGAAGCUCAUUUAUCUUUCUUUGAAGAAGGAACUUUUUGACCCAGAAGCAAUCAUUGCACUGUCUAAGUCUGUGAAAUUUGGAGACAUUGUCAAAAAAGCAAAGAUUGAACAUGUGGAUACUUGUGGAGUCACAAUAAGUAUAAAGAUGAAGACGCGUAGCCUCAAAGGGUUUGUAUCCAUUCACCAUUGCUCCAUCAACAGAUCUGAACCUGAUGACGGCAAAUCACUUAAAGAAAAAUUAAAUGAAAGACUUGCAGUUGGUACAUUUCAUAAAUGCAAAGUGCUUGGUUAUGAUUAUAUGUCACAAGUUUUCAUCUGUACCUUUGAUAAACGUAUUAUUAAGGCAAAGUUCUUGUACCCAAAAGAUCUGCAGCCUGGCACGAAGGUCUCAUGUCAGAUUAAGGAGCAUAUACAAACUGGUGCAUUUGUUACCAUUGAUGGAGGUGGCAAACCCCUCACAGGCUUUGUACGGUCCUUUCACUUGAGCAAUGUUCCCCUUCAACAUCCUGAAAAAAAAUAUCCGGUGGGAAGUCAGCAUUCUGCUCAAGUCCUUCUGGUACAGGGAAACAAGAUACAGCUAACACUUAAACCAGUGUUGCUGGUUUCGGAUAUACCUCCUUUGCAUAGGUUUGAAGAUGCACAGCCAGGAAUGUUGUGUGAAGGAGUGGUUGUAUUGAUUGUGAAGACUGGAUUGCUGCUUACAUUCUAUGGUGAUGUGAAAGGUUGGCUUGAACUUAGCAAGGCUGAUAGAAAGAAGAAAUAUUAUAUUGGCCAAGUGCUUCCAUGCUAUGUAAAAACAGUGAAUGUGAACGAUGGAAAGCUAACAUUGAGCUUAAAGGGAGAUUGUACAGAAGAUAAAGUUUCUAAGAAGAGGAAUCAAAUAUCUAAAGUAGGAAAAAUGUACAAAUUAAAUGUUACCAGUUGUACACAAGUAGCACUAGAAGUGGAGAGUAAUGCUGGAAGUGGCAUAAUACCUGCCCAGCACCUGACAGAUAAUCCAACUUUGGCCCAUUUGUUACUCAGUACAUAUGCACCUGGGGACAUUAUUGAUGUUGCAUUCUGCUUCAGUGAAAUAGAUGGUCUUGUCUUUACUGUGCGCCCUUCUCUUAUUGAGUACUUUCAGUCUAAGAGUGCAAUGAAGUUGUCAGAAGUUUGUGAAAAGAUGCUGCUUCCAUGUACUGUGAGAAGUAUUAUGCCCAAGAAAGUUACACUGCAGUUGCCAUUGUCUACAUGUAACCUGACACAUGUGAGGUUAAAGCGUUUAUGCAGUAUCCAUGUGAAUGAUGCAUCUGAGCUUAGGCUGGUAGAACACCAGGGUUUAAUAUCUCAGGUUGUAAACAUUGGUGGCCCUGAUAAACUCAUACAUGUAACCACCAAACUUUCUGACUGCUGGGACUACAGUACAGAGGCAUGUGUUUCUCUUCUGCGCAGCUUUUGGCGGGAUUAUGAUAAAAUUGCUGCACACAUGAAAGAACAGGGCAGUCCUUUGGCAAGUCUUGUACCUGGUGACCGAGUGAAAGGAGAAGUGGUAGCUGUCAAGGAGUGUGGUGCUGUGUUGAAGUUGGAAAGUGGUGUUCAAGGCAUAGCUACACCUAAAUUAUAUAAAGGUUCCUUAAAAUGUGGAGCUAAGGUGGAAGGGACAGUAUUGUUUGUAGAUUUUCAGAAUGGUUGUGUAGAAUUGACUCUCCACCAGGCCGUCAUGAAACGGAUUAACAGUAUCCAAGAUGGAGAACUUGAUGGUGAUUUGGGUGUUGGAAUGGGAGUACGAGCUGAGGUGUUGAGUGUGCGUGAAGAAGUGAUUGUGGCUGUUUUGAAGGGGGCUGGAAGGAAGCAGCUUGCAUACAUUCCAUCACGAUGUCACACGAAUGACUUGAAACCGGACUUAAGUCGAUAUAGAGUUGGUGAAACCAGCAAGAUGAUUGUGCAGGCUUUGGAAGGAGGAAGAAUUCUCUGUGUGCAGCAGAGAUUUGUAUUUCAACUAAAUAAAUUAAAAGCAAGAGCCAUGGUUGCAGCAGAAAGGAUGAAGGGAAAUGCUGAUAGAACUCAGAAAUAUGAUACGAGUAAUAGUGGUGAUGGAAUUAAAAAUUUAGACACAUUUGAACAUGAAGGGAAUGGAGUCUCAUACAGAGAACAAGAAGUGAAAGGAAGAAAGAAGAGAGAAAUUUAUGCAGGUGAAGGACGUGAUUCUUGUGAAGACACAGUAAAGGAAUGUCACAUUAUCCCUAAUGCUGGUGCAUCUGGAAGUGAACCAGAAAGUGAAGUGAAAUCGGAGAAGGAUUCUUCAGAUGAAGAUGAGGGAACCAUUUUGAAAAAACUGAAAGUUAAACCUAUGAAAAACAACUAUGCAAAUAAUACAUCAAAUGAAACACGGGAAAUGUCAUGUAAUUUAAAUGUUGAUGUUGCAAAAAGUAAGAAGAGACGAAUGUCUGCAGAGGAAAUUGUUGGAGAUACAGGUUGUGAAGGGAGUCAUAAUAAGAGGAUAAAAACAAGUUUGCAGAAUGAAGUGGUUAGAGAACCAAAGGGUGUACAUGCUGGUCAAGUAAGACGAUUGUCAUUGAAUGCAGGGUUUGUUUGGGAUGCAGACCCAUCUCUCCUUCCUGCAGCAACCACAGCUUACAAAUCUGAUACUUCAUCAGAUGAAGAAGAAGUACCUAAGCAUGAAGGUAAAUGGAAGAGGCUGACCCGAGCUGAACGUGUGGAGCGAGCGCGUCAGGAGGAGGAACGUCUUAGAGCUGAGGAACAGAAAUUGAUGGACUCAGAAACUGGACCACAGUCAGCUGAUGAUUUUGAUAGACUUGUUCUGUCUUCACCAAACAGCUCAUUGUGCUGGAUCAAGUACAUGGCAUUUCACCUUCAGGCCACAGAAAUAGAGAAAGCACGUGCCAUCGCUCAACGAGCAUUAAGUACGAUUUCAUUCCGUGAGGAGCAGGAAAAACUGAAUGUAUGGUGUGCAUUGCUUAACCUUGAGAAUCUUUAUGGUUCAAAAGAGAGCCUAGACCACGUUCUUGAUGAAGCUGUUCGAAUGAAUGACCCAUUCAAGGUCUACAUACAAAUGUUAAAAAUAUAUGCUGACAGUGGUAAAACUGAGGAAGCUGAAAAAUUAGUGUCUCUACUUACAAAGAAAUUCCGUGAGAGCAAAGAAGCAUGGCUGCAAGGAGGAGGCGUGCUUUUGAAACUGGGGAAGCUUGAGAAGUCUCGUUCAUUAAUGCAAAGGGCACUCGCUAGCCUGGAUAAAAAAUUACAUGUGGAAGUUAUAUCAAAGUUUGCACAUUUGGAGAACCAGCUAGGCGAACCAGAACGAGCACAGACUCUGAUGGAACAUAUCCUCACCUCAUAUCCAAAACGUGUUGAUAUUUGGAACAGCUAUGUGGAUAUGUUGGUGAAGAAUGGGCAGUUGGAAGCAUCUCGGCAAGUACUGGAACGUGGAGUGGCACAGAAAUUGCCUGCACGUAAGAUGAAAUCCCUUUUUGCCAAAUUUUUGCAAUUUGAAGAACAACAUGGUACACUUGAAGGUGUGGAAAAGGUGCGUCAGAUGGCCAUAAGUUAUGUGGAAGCAGCAGCUGGUCGGGUGGAAGAAGAUGAUGAUUAACAUGUGGGUGGAUACUGCAUUUGAAUUUGGCCUGCCUACAGCCCACAUGAGACAGAAAAGCUGUAAGGUGUAGUUAUUGCAAAAUGUUAUGGAAACGAAUUGAAAAGUGUACUCACAAAUAAAUAUUAAUUUUAUGUU